Anguilla anguilla (European eel) is the source of this 2337-nucleotide messenger RNA. Its product is annotated as zinc finger protein 70-like. The transcript is spliced from 8 exons. The record is from RefSeq and is a predicted model, not a curated record. Gene Ontology annotation, molecular function: RNA polymerase II cis-regulatory region sequence-specific DNA binding; DNA-binding transcription factor activity. Gene Ontology annotation, biological process: regulation of transcription by RNA polymerase II. NCBI's taxonomy places the organism in Eukaryota, Metazoa, Chordata, Actinopteri, Anguilliformes, Anguillidae. Bases 885 to 1949 code for a protein of 354 amino acids.
UAUUUGACGUCAUCUCCAUGCGACUAUUUUGAAUGCUGAUGUCGAUAGAGCAUUUUUAGAUUUCAACGGUCUCUAAUAAAGCUAGCGUGUUUAUGAUGAUAAGGAGUGCUAAACUGAAUAGUCUGCGGAUUGUAUCCCACAGUCAAACACAUGAAAUUACCUGAGGUAGUGUUAGCUAAAUGUACAAUGCACGUCGGUGGCUAAUUAUGAUAGACACCGCUCGGUAAAUACUAGCUGGUUGUCUGUUGCUAACUUAGUUAAUAUACCUGCAGUUUUACUUUCAGGUCACGCUAAAAACGCUGAAAAUGUUAGUUGUUUAUUUACCUUUCAAGCUAGCGACAAAAAUGUGUUAGAUGAGUUGCUAAUAUGAAGUGCCAUGCAGCUAGCUAAGGUGUAAGACGUUAUUUCUAUCGGUCUACAGGGGGCUAACGUAGAUCACUUAAUUCACUUAUGUUAGUGAGAGAGACAAGGGAUGGAGUUGUGCCAGAUGGCGAUCAAAAUAGAGGGCGAUGAACCAGAAAAGAGGGCUGGCGUGAACGUGAAGGAGGAAGAGCAGGAGUCAGAGAUAAAUCGAGCGGAGACCCUUAAUACUAGGACGCCCGUUCCAGUGCCCGGUCUGCGGGGACAGCUUCAUCCAGUCUCACGCCCUGCUCAACCAUCAGCGCCGCCAUGUCCGCCAGUCUCGCUACACCUGUCGAGAUUGCCCCCGCACCUGCCAAACCUUGGCUCAGCUUCUGGCGCAUCGCCACACCCACCUACCUGUCGGCCAUCCGCUGCCCACACCUCCAGCAACCGCUGAAGGACCUCGACCGCCAUCCGUCUCCUCCCUGCAGUGUCCGCGGUGUUUCAUCACCUUCCGGGACCUGCAGACCAGCCUGCAGCACAUGCGCCUGCAGCACCCCGCUCUCUACGAUGCCGUCUCCUCCCUGCAGUGUCCGCGGUGUUUCAUCACCUUCCGGGACCUGCAGACCAGCCUGCAGCACAUGCGCCUGCAGCACCCCGCUCUCUACAAGCGCCGGCUGCGGGCCCGCACCGUCUUCGCCUGCCGCCGCUGCGAACGCACCUUCCCCUCCUCCCGCCAGCUCUCCACCCACCAGCGAGCCCACCGCCAGGGCCGGGAAGCAGGCCGGGAGGAGGGGGAGGGGCAAGAGGAAGAACGCCAAGAUGCCCAGCCCACAUCGCCCUCCCUGCUUCCCCUUCCUGACCGGCACAAGUGCCCACACUGCAACUUCCUCUUCAGAGAUGCUAAGACCAAAAUGCGCCACAUGAACGUCAAGGACCCCACAGGCUGCCCCCUGCCCCCUCCACUGUUCUUCUCUACAGGAGACGAGGAGAGGGAGGAGGAGGAGGAAGUGGUGAUGGCGGUGCAGGUUAAAGAGGAGGAUGAGGGUGAGGUAAAGCAUGAGGAAGACGAUUUCUCCACAGCUCUCCGUCACCGUGGCAACCUGAAUCCAGCCUCACUGCAUCAGGGCGAGGGCAAGGAGGGCGUGGUCAAGGUGCCAAUCAAGCCUGAUGCAGGAGACGUGAGAACGAAAGAGGAGACGAUAGAGGGAGUCUGCGAGUGCGCCCUCUGCGGGAAGGGGUUCGAGCAGCUGCUCGCCGCGGCCGGGCAAAGGCGCCGUGGCCGGCGCAGGGAGCACUCUGCCCCCCCGGGGGCCCGGGGCCACGCCUGCGGGCACUGCAGGCAGCUGUGUCACAGCCAGGAGGCGCUGCGGCAGCACCAGAGGCUGCACACGCUGGAGCGGCCCUACCUCUGCCAGGUAAAGGUGUGGCUGCUCUGCAGGGGAAAGCUGUGGCUGCUCUGCAGGGAAAGAUGUGGCUGCUCUGUCGGGAAAGAUGUGGCUGCUCUGCAGGUAAAGGUGUGGCUGCUCUGCAGGGGGAACUGUGGCUGCUCUGCAGGUAAAGGUGUGGCUGCUCUGCAGGGGGAACUGUGGCUGCUCUGCAGGUAAAGGUGUGGCUGCUCUGCAGGGAAAAGCUGUGACUGCUCUGCAGGGGAAACUGUGGCUGCUCUGAUGGGGAAACUGUGGCUGCUCUGAUGGGGAAACUGUGGCUGCUUCGCUGUGUUGCGACUCUGUUUGUUUAGCAAAUGUCUGGUUUUCUGUCUGGAGGCUGCCCCAUUUGUUCUGUGGCUUCUGUAUUCUGAGGGAGCCAACUGUGUAAAAAAUUUUUUAUUUCUGAAUAGUAAUUCGGCCAUGGUGGUGUCAGCCAUAAUUUUAAACUUGCACUCUCCAAACAAAUUUGUUUACCGCACCUUCAUAUCUAGUUAAGGGCAAUACAUUUUGUGUUACUAACAGUCUGUGUUAAAAAGUUUCCGUUUGUAAAAAAAAAAAAAAAAAA